UGACUUGGUGAAGGUUUAGUUAGAUAGGAAUGCAAUGGGCCAAGGUUUGGAGAUGAUGCUGUGGGUAUCUGGUGGGACAGCUGUGCGUCUGUGCGUACGUGGUCGAUUUACUGAAUGUACAUGUUGUUGUUUUUCUGGUCUGCUGCUAAUGACCCCAUACCUCAGGUCCACUUGUAACAAGGCCUGACACCGUAGUGAAUGUCCAACAACAUCUCCAGAAGUUUUCUAGGUGAAGGUUUAGGGAGUCAGUCGGAACAGGGAAUGUAUCUUUACCCUGCAGGAUGGGAGGGGAGUUCUCUCUCACGGUGAUCAGCCAGCUGCUUUCAGAACAGACAGAUUUGAAGGGAUGCAGAUUUUAAAGCAAGGUCAAAGCUUCAAAGGAAACACACAAGACUCCCCCAUCAUCUGUUUUUAGCUUUAGAAAAUAAUGAAGGAUGUUGAAAGUCCUAAGCAUUGUAUCUUAUGGCUCAGAUAGUUUUACGAGAGAUGCCAAGGUCAGAUCCAAUAACUUCAAGUAAGAGUCUAAAUGAACCCAUAAAUACUAAAUCAAGUGUUCUUGACAAAAACAUGCACUGGAAAAACUAUCCUGAUUUAAAAGUUGUUUGCAAAACUAGUAUCUCUUAUCACAGUCACUCAACACAAACCCCAUAUUGUUAAAUGUAAAUGUUUAUGACACAGAAGUUCUCAAUGUUCAAGAAAGAUGGCUAGACUACACACUAAGCGAUGUAACCAGCUGUUUACCACCUGUGAGACAACACCAGUUUCACUCUGACCAGGGCUGGCUAUCCCCACUCCUCAGGUUUGCUGUGAAAGAAGGUGUGCCAAAAUGGGUAAGCCAAGACUUGUCAAAUUGGGUCCCAACACUCCCCCUCCAACCCUUAUCUUUAGAUAGUUUUUGGACUUUAUUAGUCCCCUCCCCUCCAUAAUCUUUUAAGGUGGUGACUCAUGUCCGUUUUUUUCUCCACUACUGAAGUAAAAAGAAUAAUCAGGACAUUACAGGACAUUUACAUUCGAUCCAUUUAGCAGAUGUGAUUCGCUGUUAGUACUGUGGUGUGUAAUAACAAUAUGUUAGUGUUAUGAUACUUACUUUUUCCCCAGCUCGUGCAUCGCUGAUACAUCAGAACCUUGUACUGUGUCUAAACACAAGAGGGUAGUAGGUAAAUGGUGAACGUGUUGGCUAUUUUCAGGCAGACCACUGUCUGGUCCUCACAGUAAUAAUUAACUUAGCCUCUGUACUGUUUUGCUGUACUAUUACGCGGGCUAUACAAUACCAGACCUUUACAAACCUCCACAGACUCUGAGCAUUGCAGAUUCAAGAUAGGAUUUACGGUAGCUUUGAGUUGUACAGCGGCACGCCGAAGCAACGGUGACAGUUUUAGUUGUGCUUUGCUCUCGAUGCGUGUCCCAUUAUGCUUACAUGUUAGCUAUGUUGCUACGCUGUCAUACCAUGUAGCUUCUUUAAAUAUCACUACUGUGUAGUUAACUGCAUUGUUUUAUAGGGCAAAAUAGAACACACUGUUACCACUGCCUCCAUAGUUAUGACUUGGUAGGCACUUCCACAGAAUACUAUUGUACAUUUCCUCCAUAUCCAUUAAAAUAUUAAGCAUUCCGCCAAGCUUUAUUUUUGGCACAGCUGUGACACUAAUUUGGGACCGCUACCACAUCAGAGGAGGAGCCGUGGAUAAUAUAGUAUACCACUGCAGCAGCAAGUUUGGACAUCAUUAAAUGUUUUAUGUUUAGAUUUAUUUUUCCCAAAUAAGACCCUCCACAGACGAAAAGCGUUGACGUAAUUUGCCAAACCUGCUAGGAUCAUCGUGAUGGAUGGGAUUUAUGAAGCGCAGAUGUUUCACAGCUUCUGCUCAGUAGCCUAUCAGUACACAACACACAUUUUUGAGCGUAGCCAUCCUGGGCAGACAGCAAGUAAGCUGUAGUGAGUACACAACAUGAAACUUGUGGAGUUUUACGGACGUGUCCCAUGAGGUGGGCGUGUUCCAAACGUUUGUGCUCCAUACUGAUAGGCCAUUGUGCAGGAGUGAAUCAUUUGAGCUCAGAUUGGACGCACCCGCACAGUCUGUAAAAAGAUGUCAAACGGAGAGUGAAGCACAAGGCUUUACACUUAAACCACAACUUAAUAAGAUGUGCUUGUGUAUUGCAGCAGUGUUGUACAGAAACUACACCUGAUUCAGAAGCUGGCUGGCCAACGAAGUCCUCGGUGGGAGAGAUUUAGGAUGAUGCCUGGAACCCAUAACUUUGACUGAUGCAAUCAAUUGGAUAGCAGCCUUUCAAAUACUCUUAUAUGAUAUACUAGCUCCCACAGCCAGCAACAAGACUAGACACAGGUCUAAGAUCAAUGCACCCGCUCACAAAAGCCUGACUUGAACUCUGCUUAAUUAGUCGAAAAAGUACAAAACUGACUUCAAACCAGUCGCUAGUUUCUUCAACUCUGGCCAUACUCUUGGUCCUUCAGUCAUCUGUAUAAUGUGAUUAAGACCUCUUGGCUAAUUUUGCCCUGCAGUCGCAAUGGCUGUGUGUCCCCCAGACCGAGACACGCCCCUUCUGCAACUACAGGAAGUGAACCCCAGUAGGAUGGGCGGUCGAGUCCGCUCCCCCAUCUUUAGCUCAUCCCCUCCGGCCCUGUCCAUCGAAGCUGGCCGUCCCAUCUGUAUCCCCUCCCCUUAUGCCGAUAUCAGCCACGAGUUCCCCUCCCUGCCUUUCUAUAGCUCCACCCUGCUGGGCUACGCCACCCCUGUGCUCCCUGACUGCCCUUCUGUUCGCCAGUCUCUCAGCCCCUCCCUGUUCUGGCCCAGCCACAGUCGUGUAGGGCCGCCGCUGGCUCUGCAUCGGCCACAGUCCUGCACCGAGCACACCCAGCCCAGCCACAGCCAGUGGUCAGAGCUGUCGCCUCAGGAUCACACCUUGUCUGAGAGCAGUAAGACCGUGAGGAGGCACACACAGGACAUGGACGACUCGGUCACUUCCCUGCGAGGUAAAUCCAACCUGCACUACUGUGCUGUGUGUCAGGACUACGCUUCAGGCUACCACUACGGGGUGUGGUCCUGUGAGGGCUGCAAAGCCUUCUUCAAGAGGAGCAUCCAAGGACACAAUGACUACAUUUGCCCGGCCACCAACCAAUGCACUAUCGAUAAGAAUCGUCGCAAGAGCUGCCAGGCCUGCCGUCUUCGCAAGUGCUAUGAAGUCGGCAUGACGAAGUGUGGUAUGAGGCGAGACCGUGGCAGCUACAGAGGAGCCCAGCCAAGGAGGGUGGUGCGCUUCUCCUCACGGGGCGGGGCCAACGGAUCUAGGAUGGGCUUACAUGAGAUGGGUGAGACCGAGCUCCACCGCUCCACACUCACACCUGAGCAGCUGAUUGGGCUGAUCAUGGAGGCGGAGCCACCCGAGAUUUACCUACUGAGAGACAUGAAUAAGCCCCUGACGGAGGCCAGUGUGAUGAUGUCACUCACCAACCUAGCCGACAAGGAGCUGGUCCAUAUGAUCAGCUGGGCCAAGAAGAUCCCAGGGUUUGUGGAGCUGGGUCUGUUUGACCAGGUGCACCUGCUGGAGUGUUGCUGGCUGGAGGUCCUGAUGCUGGGCCUCAUGUGGAGGUCUGUGGACCACCCUGGGAAGCUCAUCUUCUCCCCCGACCUCAUACUGAGCAGAGAGGAGGGGAGCUGUGUUCAGGGCUUCGUGGAGAUCUUUGACAUGCUGCUGGCUGCCACCUCCAGGUUCCGAGAGCUCCAGUUGCAGAAGGAGGAGUAUGUCUGCCUCAAGGCCAUGAUCCUUCUCAACUCCAACAUGUGCCUCAGCUCUUCUGACGGGGGGGACGAGCUCAACAGCCGUGCCAAGCUCUUGUGCUUGCUGGACUCUGUGACAGACUCUCUGGUGUGGGCCAUCGCCAGAAGGGGGAUCAAUUUCCAGCAGCAGUCCACCCGCCUGGCCCACCUGCUCAUGCUGCUGUCACACAUCCGCCAUGUCAGUAACAAAGGCAUGGACCACCUCCACAGCAUGAAGAUGAAGAACGUGGUGCCACUGUACGACCUGCUCCUGGAGAUGCUGGAUGCCCACAUCAUGCACAGCUCCCGGCUGCCCCACUACGUCCCCCAGCCGGGCCCCUGUCCCCGAGCGGGCUUACCCCCACAGCUUCACAACCCCGGCAGCUGUGCUACCCAGACUCUGACCUCCAGCAGCAGCAGUGAUGACCCCCAGGAACCACAGGAUUCAGAGCGAAAGAUAGACAGCUGGUUCAAGGGGGAUCCCUACCACACGGAAGCUGACUGAGGAGCAGAGGAGUUGUACGACGGUGGAUUAUGUAAAGUCAUGCUUGUCAAUGACUAUUUACUUCUGGAUACUUUUAGAAUGUGAAUUUGAGUUUGGGAACUUUCCAGACAACCAAGUCAAGACGCAGAAACAAUGAGCAAACAUGGACUACUUUCAGGCUCUAUAAGGGGUUCGAGGUUGCAUCCCAAUGGCUUCAUCUCAUCAUCUACGCUUGGACCUUGUCCUCACAAUUAAAUACAACAAAGAAUCACUCCUUGUUUCUAAGUCUGUCGUUUGUUAUUCGCAAGACAACAAAAGUGUCCUGUGAGAAAAAAGCCCUCACAAGCCAUCUCCUUUUUUUGUCUGUGUUGAUUGUAAGCAGAGAAAAAGAGUUUACCCUAUUUUCUAUAUUGUUUGUGCUUGUAAGUGAAUAUGUAGCUUUGACUGACAAUCAACAACAAAAAAAUUGCACUCCUAUUGUAUUAUAAAAAUUGGUAAGGUCUUUCAUGUGAAUGUAUUCCAAGGGCAAGAUCAAAUUAAAGAAAAAAGGUCUGCAUUAAAAUUUAAAAAAUGUAUAUAUAUUCCUUUGCCUGUACUAUCCUUUUCUUGUCUUUGCCUUUUUUAGACAACUACAUUUUGCACUAGUAGUUACAGUACCAUUUUCUAGCUAAAUCUGUUUCUAGGUCUCUGUAUUGGUGUAAGAAGGAAUAUUAUCUUCCUCCAUAGAAGGUUUUCCUCUGAAACUCACAAGACAAAACACCAUCCAUGCAAAGCCAGCAUUCACAUUCUCUCACGUGGUGCAAGUUGUAUAUUGAUCUUGGAAAGUCCUAUCUCAAGCAAAUAUUCAACCCUGGAUGAGAAAGAAUACCAACACAUAUUCUUGGUUUUUAUGCAUUGGCACACUCACAUUCUGUAAAUGUUGGUUCUGACCGACCUCACAAGAUUUGUAUUUUUAAAUCAUUUUCAAACACAUCCCCCUCCUCCUCCCUAAGGUAAAGUGCAAAGGGGAACCCAUGAAGAGAUGGAUGUUUGUUGAAUAGUUUUAUACUAUUCCAAGAGUGCAAUGUAUGACUGCUAUGUCCUUUCACAAUACUACUUCUAUUCAAAGAAGGCAUUUUUAGCCCAAAUAAACUAUAGGUGUAUAAUUUCCAUAUCGUCGGGUUCCUUUUUGCAGUGACAUACUGUAUGACAUUAUGUGAUUUGCUCCCAUGUCAUGCAUAUUGCUGCCGGCAGAAUAGAGACCCAAUUUAAAAUCCUUUUCCUUUUGUGGUUAUGGAUUAUCUGGAAGCUGAAGUAUACAUGCACUUCCAAUCUCCUGUUCGGUCUGUUCAGAGGCCCUUCCUUUUCACUGAUAGAUUCCUCACUGUAAUUGGACACAUCAAGCAUGUCUGGGAUUGACUAGAAAACUGAAGAGAAGAUGAAAAGGUACUUUCUUUUGUCCUUUUCAGUCAUAUAUGAGGACACAUUAUCCAUACUUAAAACAUUUUAAAAUGGGGAGGAGUCCUCAAAAACAAGUUAGGGUUUAGAAAAUGUUUCAGAGUUUUGUUGAAAGAAACGCUAAAUACCUAACCAUUAGAAACAGAUAUCAAUGGAAAUAAUAUGAGCAUGAGAUGCCAUUGAGCAUUGGGUUUGAACACUAUAUUGUCUUUCUUUCUAAUGUUGUGUGUGCUUUAAGUGUUGAAGUUCCAACAUUGUUCUUUGGAUCAAUGUUUUGUAGGAAUUACUCUUUGAAUAAUAAAAAACACAUUUCCUGUGCCAGAAAGUUAUUAAGGUUUCUUCCAGCACUUGUGAGGAAAAAAAAUACGCAAAGAAAGGGAUUUAAAUUAAGAACAUUCAAAGGAUGUAUGACUAUUGCUUAAGGUUAAUAUGAUGUAUGAGAAAAACCGCCAUCAUGGAUCAUGGAUGCCACAUAUUUCGAACUCCUGCAGCAUUUCUAUUCUUCAGACGAGGUGGGAUCCCAGCCCAAUCUGAAGUCCCACGGAAGGCGUUUGUGAUUGACAGGUAGUGGUUGUGGUGCCUGUAGUGGGGCCAUUAUGGGCCACUACUCCAAUUGCUGCACUUGAGAACAACUUUUUAAAAGGUUUUUAAAUACAGAAAAAGGUUUUGAUUUGAUUCGAAUAAGAAUGAGACGUCAAAUAUUAUAUUUUCGAUAACUGUGAUAUUGAAGUCUGAUGUCAGAAAGCACCCCUGUCUUGGAUCAAUGAAAACAAAUGUUUAC
Molecule: messenger RNA, 6472 nt
Organism: Osmerus eperlanus (European smelt)
Lineage: Eukaryota; Metazoa; Chordata; Actinopteri; Osmeriformes; Osmeridae
Gene: esr2a
Product: estrogen receptor 2a
Exons: 10
Coding region: 2521-4275 (584 amino acids)
Biological process (GO): cellular response to estradiol stimulus; cellular response to estrogen stimulus; estrogen receptor signaling pathway
Cellular component (GO): nucleus; chromatin
Molecular function (GO): estrogen response element binding; nuclear receptor activity; steroid binding
Source: RefSeq, a predicted model, not a curated record